UUUUUUCUUUUUCUGGAAUCAACUGUUUUAGGCGGCCGAGGAGAAGGAAGAAGAGGCAGCCGUGGGCAGCGAGGGCCAGGUCAGGUUCCUUCCUCCAUUCCCCCUUCAUCUCGCGGAGUCUCCUCUGCUCGAUCUUUCCAAAUCGAAUCGUUCGUCGCUCAGUCUCCGUGCACGCCACCUGUUCGACCGAACGCCUCCGAGCCCUGUCGGCUGCCGCGCCCCAAUGGCGGAUCCGCCCGCGAGCCGGCGCCGCCCCGUGGCCAGGAUCAACGACCUCCCCGACGACAUCCUCCGCAACGUCUUGUCCUUCCUGAGUUCGCGCGACGCGGUGCGCGACUGCAUGCUGUCGCGGCGCUGGCGCGACCUCUGGAAGUCCGUCCCCCGCAUCGACGCCGACAUCACCGACUUCGACGACCAAGGUUACAGUGACGAGCAGUGCGAGGUGCUGCUCAAGAGGUUCAUGAACCGUUUCCUCGAGGCCCGUGACCCCGUCCCUCUCCAAGAGUUCUGCCUCUGGUACAGCGUGUGCAAGGACGUCCCAAAAACCGAAUCCGAGGACGCGUCCGGGGACGACGAAGAUGCCCAAUUCGCAGAGGACGACGACGAAGAAGCCCAAUUCGAAGAGGAUGACGACGAAGAUGCCCAAUUCGCAGAGGACGACGACGAAGAAGCCCCAAUCGCAGAGGACGACGAUGAAGAAGCCCAAUUAGCAGACGCGCCCGAGGAUGACGAAGAAGCCCAGUUGGCAGACGAUGAAGACGAACAAGACAAAUCCGCAGACGUGUCCGAGGAAGACGAACAAGACAAAUCCGCAGCUGCCAACGAAUGGAUCAGAUAUGCGUUGAAACACAAUGCUUCGGUCAUCGUGGUUGUCAAUCGGCUGUAUGCAUUGAACCUCGAUCAUGCUGGGUUCACUUCAAACUACCUGAAAAGCCUGAACCUCAGCAGUGCUAUUUUGAUGCAAGGCUUCUUUGAGCAGCUCCAAAGUGGUUGCCCUAAAUUGAAGCAUCUGUCCCUAUAUGACUGCGUGAUUAUGGACACUGAGGUUUCCUCCCAGACGCUCGAGGUCUUGACCCUCCCUGAUCAAGUUCAUUUCCCACCUGAUCACCAGGCUACUAUUUCUGCUCCAAGACUCAUUUCUCUGGCCUUCAAUAAUUCUGAGGGGCCCAGGUUACCUUUGUUGAGAAACAUGGCAUCACUAGAGGAGGCAUGGAUACAAAUCUCGGAAAACAUCAAAGCUAUUGAUGCUCCUGAUAUCACACAGUUUCUCGACAGCCUUUCUCGGGUUAGAAGAUUGAGUUUCAAUUAUGAUAACAGACGGCUAACAAUGGAAAAUAAUUGCCAAUGGUGUCCAACCUUCAGCAAUCUUACAGACCUGACUCUUGAUGAAUGGUGUGUGCAUGAGGACUUCUAUGCAUUGAUAGUGUUCCUUCAGAAGUCACCUAAGCUGAAGGACCUGACUCUGAUACUAAAUGAACCGCAUCAGCGAUUUGGGGAAGAACCUGCCAUUAUUGGAGCACUGGAAGAAAGAUCAUUUGCAUGCAACCAGCUUGAGAGUGUGGAAAUCAUAUGCCCGUCCGAAUGUUCCCUACUCCCCAAGGUUCAAACGUUCUUGCUUGAUGGCGGCAUAACCCUUGAUAAGAUUCGUAUCAAGCAGAAGCAGCACCGCUGAAAUUAGCUCCAGGGAAGGCCAAGGCGUGUGAAUUUUCUCAGGUUCAACUACGGUACUGAAAGGUCAGAAGAUUGCUCAUUCACUCACCAUCGCAGGCAAAUAUGACUGUCGACCUGUUGGAUUUACUUUCGUUCGUCCCCUUCAAGUCGGUAGGAACAGGGCAUGCUUGUUUCUUGUUUUCCUUUUUGUCAUGCUUCGAAUCAAAGUGCACUAUGGUGAAUUUGACAGAAUAUGGUCGCUGCGAACACAAGCCAAACAAGGAGGGCAUUUAAUCGAGGCUUUGUUGACAUCGUAUCUUAAUAACCGUAAACGUGGAAGAGUUCUUCUUGCUGCCUGAUGUAUGGCGGUGCAAUAUGUAGCUCUUUUAGCUCACGUACUGUUCUUUUGCUUUUUCAACGGAUGCGUGCAGUUAUUGGUUUUCUGCUAAUGCAAAUCUAGCAGUAUCUUCUUUGUCGCUGAUCCUUGUUUGAAUUGUUUUCCCGGUAUGUAAGCACGCCUUGGUCGACCGAUCAGGUUGUCGCUGUAUGUUUCCAGGUCACAGGACCUGAUCAGAGAUGGCGAUGGAACACUGGAAUUAAACUUGUGAGUGGGACAUUUUUUGGAUGUACGCACGCUAGCUCGUGAUGGAUAAUAUGCAUCGACACAUCGUUGUACUUGAAGACGCAUGUGGAGUAUGUGUGUUGGGAUGAGUGAAGGGUGCGUCCAUCUAUAACUGAAUGCUACUUGGACCCAACCUGAUGGAUAUGUUACUGACAAUGAAACUGUAUGUACGUGCGACAAUGAUACAAUACUAUAAACCACAUUUAUACCA
Molecule: messenger RNA, 2483 nt
Organism: Brachypodium distachyon (stiff brome)
Lineage: Eukaryota; Viridiplantae; Streptophyta; Magnoliopsida; Poales; Poaceae
Exons: 4
Coding region: 224-1672 (482 amino acids)
Molecular function (GO): protein binding
Source: RefSeq, a predicted model, not a curated record